This is a messenger RNA of Ramularia collo-cygni, 1314 nucleotides long. RefSeq names its product related to channel proteins. Gene Ontology annotation, molecular function: water channel activity; glycerol channel activity. Gene Ontology annotation, cellular component: plasma membrane. The transcript is spliced from 3 exons. NCBI's taxonomy places the organism in Eukaryota, Fungi, Ascomycota, Dothideomycetes, Mycosphaerellales, Mycosphaerellaceae. The coding region runs from base 1 to 1314 and encodes 437 amino acids. Gene Ontology annotation, biological process: water transport; glycerol transmembrane transport. The record is from RefSeq and is a predicted model, not a curated record.
AUGGAGAACCGGGCGAAAACCUCUGCCGUAGAGCAGCAGCAGUAUCAGCAGCAGCAAUAUCAACAGCAGUAUUCCAGUAACAGAUCUUCCUCCCUUUACAAAGACGACAAGUCCUGGGAAGAGGGGAACAACGCGUUGCAUCACUUUCCCACCCACCCCGAUCUCCCUCAAGGCAACGCGAGAGACGGCAAAGACGAGAUUUCGCAUCACGAGAACGCGCAGCGCGGAAACUCGCCUCGGAGGGAGGCGACCCGCAAUGGCAAUCGACCAGAUGGAAACGGGGCGGACUUUGAAGAUGUGCCGCAGUCGACUUCCAGUCGGGUUGAAAAGACCAGAGCGAUGAUGGGGUUGCGACCGGAGGCGCCGAUUGUGGAAGAGCACGAUAAUGCUGAUCAUGCGGAUCUGAGAUGGGCAAUCUUCCGAGGAGCGCUGAAGGAGCCGUUUGCAGAGUUCUUCGGUACAUUGAUCCUGGUGGCCUUUGGCAACGGCUCCGUGGCGCAAGUGAUGCUAAGCGCGGGAGAGACUGCUGCGCCUGGAGGCAAUGGCUUUGGCGAGUAUCAAAGCAUUAAUUGGGGAUGGGGUCUGGGCGUGAUGCUGGGCAUCUACGUGGCUGGAGAUAGCGGAGCGUACCUCAACCCGGCUCUUACCUUCACAAACUGCGUCCUCCGCAAGCUCCCGUGGCGACGCUUCCCCAUCUACUUCAUCGCCCAGCUGCUCGGAGGGUUCGUGGGCUCGGGGAUUGUUUACGCCAACUACAUCAACAAGAUCAACACUUACGAAGGAGGUGCUGGAAUUCGCACCGUGCCUCCUGCUCCGAAAGCCACGGCGGGCCUCUUCUGCACAUUUCCGCAGGGGGAUCUCACCAAAGCGAGCCAGUUCUUCAGCGAGUUCAUUGCGAGUGCAUUCUUGAUGUUUGUCAUUUUCGCAUUGAAAGAUGACAGCAACAAGGGAUCAUUCUCCGCAAGCGGAAGCUGGUUUCCUUUGGCCCUGUUCUUCCUCGUCUUUGGUCUGGGCGCCAGCUUUGGUUGGGAGACUGGCUAUGCAAUCAACCUCGCCCGGGAUUUCGGCCCUCGAUUGAUGGCAUACGCGUUGGGAUACGGCAAUGAACUUUGGAGUGCCGGCGGGUACUACUUCUGGAUUCCGAUGGUGGCGCCCUUCUGCGGCGCUCUUUUUGGAGGCGUCAUGUACGACAUUGCCAUUUACACCGGGCCCAGUCCGAUCAACACGCCGUAUUUCGGGCUCAAGAAGCUGCUGCUGCCGCACAAGGCGAUCAAGGACCGGGUCAAGGCACAAGAGAAGGAUGCGCUGGUUUGA